UGCGCACCCAUGGCGGGCAGGGCCGGCCGCGGGCGUUCCGCGCUGCCGGGGGUGUCGCCGGGGGUGUCCCCGGGGGUGUCCCCGGUCACCACGCUGGCGCUGGACAUGGACAACCUGGCGGGGCUGGGCAGCCACUGGGACACCCCGAAGCGGCGGGUGCCCCCCCCGGGGCUGCGGUCCCCCGUGUGCCCCCCCGGGCCAGGGGUCUCGGAGCCCUCCCGGGGCUCCCCCCGGGAUCUCCCCCGGGAUUCCGUCUCCUCCGAGUCCUCGGAUGCGGGUUCGGGGCCGGACUCGCCCCCCCCGCAGGACCCCGCGGCGCUGGAUGAUGU
Neopelma chrysocephalum (saffron-crested tyrant-manakin) is the source of this 329-nucleotide messenger RNA. RefSeq names its product M-phase inducer phosphatase 2-like. The record is from RefSeq and is a predicted model, not a curated record. The transcript has 3 exons. NCBI's taxonomy places the organism in Eukaryota, Metazoa, Chordata, Aves, Passeriformes, Pipridae. The annotation marks the transcript as partial.